AUUGACUAUCUGCGACUGCUCUUCUCUUUUGUUCACCUGGACAUUCCUAGUGCAGUGUAUAAAUAAUUCAUGUUACUUUGAAACAACAAAAACCUGCCGUUUUUACUGUUAUACAAUCUGAAGUCUGGCAGGCACUAUCGAUUACGUUUGCUGUGACGUACGUACGUUGUUUGACGAAGUCGGAAAUGAAUUGAAGCUUAGCGUUGGAGAUCAUCAAAAUAGUGAAAUGCUUUAGUUUUCAAAUCGUACAAUUCAGUAACAUAUAGCAGAUAUUCAGCUACACAGACUACCGAUUCCGUUAACGAUUGGUUAGUUACAUUGCUUCGAUCAAGAUGGAGGACACUGGCUCAGAGUCUGUGGCCUCACCACCUUCAGGUGCAGCAAAAUCAAAGUUGGACACGUUGUCCAAGGAUGACCUCAUCAAGUUUGCCAAGAAGCAGAUGGCUGCCAUCCAGAAGAUGAAGUCCAAAUGUGCAGAUUUGGAGAAGGAAGUUGACACCCUCAAGUCUCAGCCAACAGGCAAUUCAGACGACUCUGUCAUACAGGAGCUGACUGAGAGGAUGAGUGCUUUGCUGCUGGAGAAAGCUGAGACCCAGCAGAGUGCAGUGUUACUGCGGAAGGAGAAUGAGAAGGCCAAGCAGCGGGAACAGGAUGCAAUAAGAAAACUGGCCACCCUGCAGGGAGAGUUGAACCAGGCCAAGGAAGACCACCAGAAAAAGAUGGCCACUUUUGAGAAGACCAUGCACGUAUCCCAGGCCAAACAUAAAGAAGAAGUUGAAUUCUUUCAGAGGCUUCUGAGAGAGAAAGACGAGCGUGACAGAGAGAAAGAAAAGCAUAGGGAAAGAGAAAAGGAAGAUACAAACGACAGUGUAGAAGCUGUUAGUCACAGCCUGAAGUCGCAGAUCCUGAGUCUGCAGACGGAGCUAGCUGCAGCGGUGGAGCGAAGCGCCCAGGAGGCUGCAGCGCUGCAGGAGGACCACCAGAGGGCGCAGACAGAGGCCCAGCAGGAAGUAGAGAACCUACGAGAGGAGUUGGCCCAGCAUAGCAUGCAACAUGAAGAGGAGCUGAGAGCUCUGGAGGAGGACUUUGAGAUGGAGAGAGAGAGACUGCUACUUCUCCAAGAGGAGCUCAGUGAGCAGCUCGCUCUCAAAGACAGCUUCCUGCAGGAUGUGCAGGAGGAAGAGGAGGAGCCUAGCGGCCGCAGCUCAGGAAUAGCCAGGAUGUUGGAGCUGUCUGGUUUAAGUCAGAUUGAUGCCAGUGAUGGAGAGACGGAGACUGGACAGCUCCGAUCCGCCUUGGAGGACCUGCAAUCCCAGAAUACAAUGCUGCAAGACGAACUGACCUUCUUGGGCAAUGUGAAGUCUCAACUGGAGGCGGAGCUUGAGAGGAUGAGGGAGGAGUUUCAGACAGAGAAGGAGGAGCUAGAAUUUAAGAUCGAUGAGUUGCUGAUGACCCGGGAGGGUGCGACCCCUGACCUGAAUAUGACCCCUUACCGAGACCCUCUGAGCCCGGCAACCCCCAAGUGUGACCUUCAGGAGGUUCCAGCCCUCACUCAGCUCCAACAGAGUGGGCCACAGAGAGAACCAGCGUACAGCCUGCCUGCCAGCUCUGCUAGCCCCUCCAGCCCUUUCCCUGACACAGACCACCAGAGUUUGACCCUGGAAGAACAGCAGAGACUGAUCCUAGAGGUCCAGGAGCUGAGGAACCAGUGUGAGACCUUAGCUAGAGAGAAUACCCAGGCGGUGGGUGAAUGUGAGUCUCUAGCCAGAGAGAGGCGCCAGGCAGUGGAUGAAUGUGAAUACCUAGCCAGAGAGAGGGGCCAGGCGGUCGCUGAGUGCGAACACACCAGAGACAUCCUGAGAGGCCUGGAGACUGAGCUAGGUCAGAGGACUGGGGACUUCGUCAGACAAUAUGAAGCUAUGAAGGAACAGGGGGCGUCAGCGAUCCAGGAGCUACAGGAGAGAGUCAGAGGGCUAACUGAGGAGAGAGAGAGUCUGGUAGAGAAGUUGAGAGUGCUGAAUGAAGACAGAGACAGCCUGUUGGAGAAGGUCCAGGGCCUGGAGAAGAGGCUGGAGAGCUUCCUGGAGCAGAUACAGGCAGCCGAGGGGCUGAAGGAGCAGCUGCAGACAUCUCUGGAGGAGAAGACAGAAUUAGCUCUCGAGUUUAAGACCUCUCUGGAGGAGAAGACUGUGUUAGCCUCUGAGCUAAAGGCCUCUCUUGAGGAGCAGACAGCGUUAACCCUCGAGCUAAAGGCUUCAGUGGAGGAUCUGAGCAGGCAGAACGGGGAGAUCCUCUCUCAGCUACAGAUGAAGGAGAGUGCUGUUCAGGAGUUGGAGGAUUCACUCAAUGUGGUGAGCACAGAGAGAGACCAAACACUGUCAGCACUGCAGGAGAUGGAGGUGGUGAGGCUGAGGGAGGUGGAGGGGAGGCAAGGCCAAAGAGAAAAGGUGGCUGAGCUACAGGCUCAUAUACAGGAGCUGGAGAAGGAGAGGAGCCUGCUGAAGAGCAGCCUAGGGGAGGUGCAGGGGAGCCCAGGGGAGGAGGUGGAGGAGCUGCAGGCUUGUGUAGAGAAGCUUGAAAAGGAGAGGAACCUCCUGAAGUGUAAUCUGGGGGAGCUGGUGGGAGAUACUGAAGCUCUACAGAGAGACCUGGGAGAGAUGAAACUGGCCAAUGAGAAGAUGAGAACAGAGAACCAGGAACUAUUGGCCCAGGUCAGCAACACUACAGAGACACUGGCAGACAAAGAGAGGGAGCAGAAGGUGGGAGGAGAGACGGAGAGAGAGGAGGAAAAACAAGAGGAGAGGAGAGCGCUACAACAGCAGCUAACAGAAAAGGACAACGUCAUAUCCCAGCUGAAGAGUGAGAUGGCUGUCCUGCAGUCUACAGCCUCCACUGUCUCAGAGGAGAACACCGAGUUCACUGAGAAAAUCGCCCUGCUGGAGAAGGAAAGCAAAGYGAAGYAUGAGAGGAUGAAUAAGAUCAAGGCMGUGGCUGUGAAAGCCAGGAAGGAGCUGGACACCAGCAGGAAAGAGGCUGUGUCUCUGAAGGAGGAAGUGGAGGUGUUGAAGGCUGAGAGAGAGAGAGUGACCAGCUCAAUGAAAGACAUCAUCCAUGGAGCAGAGGGAUACAAGAACUUACAGUUGGACUACGACAGGCAGACAGAGCAGCUGGAUAAGGAGAGAGAGAAGGUGGAGGGAGCUGAGAAACAGAUCUCAGAGCUGACCAAACGACUCAACACCGCCGUACAACAGCAUGAGCAGCUGUGGUCGGAGAGAGAGGACCUGAUGACUGGGAUGGAGACUCUGAGGAGCACGGUGAGACAGAUGGAAGGACAGACAGCAGAACUACACAGACAGACAGACACCCUGAACAGAGACCAUCAGGCUGAGAGACUACUGAAGGAACAAAAGACAAAGGAGCUGUCAUCGUUGCAGAAGGAGGGAGAGGAGUUGACCGCUCAGCUCCGCAGACAGAAGCAGCAGUCUCAGCAGACUGCACAGGAGCUGGAGCAGCUACGCAAGGAGGCCCAGCAGAGCUCGUUGUUGGACAUGGAGAUGGCAGACUAUGAACGCCUGGUCAAAGAACUCAACACCAAACUGUCAGAGAAGGACGUGUGUGUGGAGGAGCUGAAAACACAGAUACACACACACACUCAGAAAGAAUACACACUCAACCAGGAGAUUGAGGGUCUGAAGUCCCAGCUGGACCAGGGGGAGGACAAGAGCGCCAAGAUGAAACAGCUGCUGGUGAAAACCAAGAAAGAUCUGGCGGACGCCAAGCGACAGGAAGCCUCUCAGAUGAUGACCCUGGCCUCUCUGAAGGGAGACCUGGAGACCCACCAACAGAAGCUAGAGAACAGUAAGAUCCAGUGCUGUGACCUGUCUGGGGAGCGCCACCGGCUGCAUGAGCAGCUGAGGACUCUGACGGAACAACAGCAGAGAACAAGCAGCUCCCUGCAACACAGACUGACCUCACUACAGCAGGAGGCUAACACUGCCAAGGCUGAGCUGUCAUUUGUCACUACUGAGUUUGACAGCUAUAAGGUUAGAGUUCACAAUGUCCUCAAACAACAGAAGAACAAGAGUUCGGCCCAGAGUGACGGACACGCCACCAAACAGGAAAGAGAGCAGAUGGAGUCCAUGGUGGACCAGUAUAAAGCCAAGCUGCAGGACAGUCAGCAGAGUCUGGCGGCGAGCACUGCGGAACUACAACAGCUCCAGAUGGAACACACACUGCUGGAACGACACAACAAGAUACUGCAGGAGACCGUCACUAAAGAGGCCGAACUCAGAGAGCGUGUACUCCUGUCUCUCCAGGCGGAGAGUAUGUCGCUGAGGACAGAGCUUGCCCAGACGGUGGGUCAACUUACCUCCCAGGCCGACGCCCAACGCUCAGGGUUCCGGGAGCAGAUCCGCCACCUUCAGGACGAACACAGAACUACAGUAGAGACCCUGCAGAACCAGAUGACCCGGCUGGAGAACCAACUAUUCACAUUGCAGAGCCAGACCGGUAAGACCAGAGAGGCUGAGGAUUGGGUUGAGAGUGGGAAAAGAGGAGGGGGAGGCAUGGAGACCACUGAGACAGAGUCCCUGUCCCCCCCACACACACCCCUACCCUCACUGGAGCAUCUACUCACCUCCCCAGACCCAAAACAGCCGUUUGUUGGGCAGGUGGAGCCGACUAAAGAGGAGUUAAGUCAGAAGUUGGCCACAGCUACACGCAGUAUGGAACACAUGAACAUGCUACUGCAUGAGACCGAGGCUACCAACGCUGUUCUGAUGGAACAGGUCAAUCUGUUGAAGUCUGAGGUGCGUCGUCUGGAGCGUAACCAUGAGAGGGAGAAGAGUGUAGCCAACCUGGAGUAUCUGAAGAAUGUCCUCCUGCAGUUCAUCUUCCUCGGGUCAGGCAGUGAGAGACGGGCUCUGCUCCCCGUCAUACACACCAUGGUACAACUCAGCCCUGAGGAGAAGAAUAAACUGGCUGCUAUCGCAAUGGGUGAGGAGGAGGUGGGAGGAGCUAAAGGCUCAGGAUGGACCUCCUACCUUCACAGCUGGUCUGGCAUCAGAUAAAGACACAUCAACUACUGCCAUCUCACUACCUGCCUUCACUUUCAUCUGAUCAAUAUGUCUGAUCAACUGGAGUUAUUGAAAAGUCUUCAUUUAUUAUUGAUCAUCAUUAAUCUACUUGAAAUGAAGCAAGUGCUGACAGCAGCAAAACAAGCCAAUGCUCUUUGAACUGUUUAGUUACUGGACCGGUGAUGAUUCCUCAAUGCCUCACAUUCAAUACUUUGAUUGUUUUUUACGACUGAAUUUGUAGCUUGGUAAUAAUCCACUCCAUGCAGCACCUAAGUUAAAAUGGUUAAUGAAGUGAACUAUGACUGUGAUAACACAUUUCACUUAAGAUCUAAUGUAGAGUGUUCAAUCGACAAUUAUAACAAUUCACAGCUGUUUCGAUGUAUCAAUAUUGCAUACCAAAGAAUGUUAUGUUAAUAUGUAGGUACGUAGUCUGUAAUUGGUCAAUGUGUGUAUAUAUAGUAAUUAUGUACUUGCUGUGAAAUUACAAUGUUAUUGCAAUGUGGGGCUGCUUUUUUUCAAGUUAACGAAUCAUGCAGAAAGGGUACUGGAUAUCAAUGACUUGGUCAAAUUGAAGCCUCUGCUCUGUAGUCCUAUGGUUGUGCUUCAUAUCACAUCAUCAUUUACAAACAGAUAUCUGCACUUGAAUUUACACAUUUGGUGGACUAGCACCAACUGUGACAUGAGGUAUAGGAGUCACAUUAAGCUCUCAUUUACUAUGACCAGGGCUGCGCCUGAAAUUGUACUCUUAUUUCCCAUAUAUUGCACUAUAUUGGGAUAAAGUGCCGGUUCAGAUUAGGCUCAUCUCUUACCCAGGGUUAUAUGCUAAUGUCAUUGUUCUGUGUUAUUCCUAAGGCAUAUUAAUGAAUGAGGCCAGAUGGGGACAAGUAAUACAUGGGAAUAACUGAAUGUACUCGUAAUGAAUAAUUGGAUAUUUAAACUGGGAAAGUAUAUUGUUAGGCUAUAAAAUAUGAAUGAUUAGUGAUGUUGUAAACUGGUGAGGGUUUCCAGUCCUCACAGUUUGGUUGAAGUUGAUAUCCUCUCUGGGUUAAGACAUGAUUUAGAAAAGGACAAAUAAGUCAAAGUUAAGCAUACAUUUUAGGUCAACCAUUUUAUAUAAAAAGGAGACCUGCAAUCAGUAGCAAAACCACCAUUCUUUUUCCUUAGAGAUUAUUUAACUGUGAAUAAACUUGACAAAUAAUAUAUAUA
This is a messenger RNA of Salvelinus sp. IW2-2015, 6281 nucleotides long. The record is from RefSeq and is a predicted model, not a curated record. NCBI's taxonomy places the organism in Eukaryota, Metazoa, Chordata, Actinopteri, Salmoniformes, Salmonidae.